This is a messenger RNA of Lycium ferocissimum, 904 nucleotides long. RefSeq lists its product as uncharacterized. Lineage: Eukaryota; Viridiplantae; Streptophyta; Magnoliopsida; Solanales; Solanaceae. The record is from RefSeq and is a predicted model, not a curated record. The transcript is spliced from 2 exons. Bases 55 to 732 code for a protein of 225 amino acids.
GAGAGAGAGAGAGAGAGAGAGAGAGAGAGAGAGUUCACUUCCUGAAAACCAACUAUGACUAUUCCAAAGGAGAAAGGUGAUGGUUCCUCCAACUCUAUGCCCAAGACUGAAAGGGAUUCAAAAGAUGAAACUAUUUUAGCUCAAGAGCAGGUCAAGCAAGCUCAACUGAAAAUGCAACUUCACAGUACCAAAAAGGGAGAUCAUGAAACCAUCGAAUCCUAUGUGAAGAAAUUAAAAUCCACAGCCGAUUCUCUAGCAGCAAUCAACAGUCCAAUAUCAGAUCAAGAUUUGGUUUUGCAACUUCUCGCUGGUUUACCUUCUCAAUACUUACUCCUCAAAAAUACGAUCUCAUCUCAGUUUCCUCUCCCAAAUUUUUCAAAGUCUUGUUCCAUGCAAUACGAAUACGAGAAAUCAUUGCCGGGGCAAUCAUCAACUAGGCCUCCUCUUAGUUCAGAUCAAUCUGAAAAUAAUAACUCAAAUUCCAGCAAGAGUGCUCUGGAGACGCUACAUGAUAUAGCAAAUGCAGUGACAACUAUGGUAUCAAUAGGAAGCAAGUUUUGUAAUGCGUUUGGAUGGUCUCAAACAUCAACAACAAAUGGGGGACGUGGUAGAGGAAGAGGAAGAGGACCUGAUGGAGGAAGAGGACGUGGUGGGGGAAGAGGAAACUGUAAUAAGAGAGGUGGAGGCCCUUCUAAUAACAACAACAAUUCUCGUAACUCUGGUCGAAGGUAGUUAUAAUUUGAUCAAAAUUUAGUACUACGUAUCUACUAUGUUUUCCUUCUUGUUGCUGUGUUGUAAGUAUUGGAUCGUUGGUUUCCUGAUUUCAAGUUUUAUGUAAUCAAAGCUUGUACUGGUAAAAAUAUUGUAAAGCUUCCAGUAAGGGAUCUAUUGUGAUUUCUUUGAA